Messenger RNA from Ziziphus jujuba (common jujube), 1544 nucleotides. Its product is annotated as chlorophyll(ide) b reductase NOL, chloroplastic. Gene Ontology annotation, molecular function: oxidoreductase activity. The transcript is spliced from 13 exons. The record is from RefSeq and is a predicted model, not a curated record. Bases 114 to 1193 code for a protein of 359 amino acids. NCBI's taxonomy places the organism in Eukaryota, Viridiplantae, Streptophyta, Magnoliopsida, Rosales, Rhamnaceae.
GUACAAGAAAUGUAGAGACACGUGUUUAUCGGCUGGUGUCUGUGUGCGCUAAGGCAGUUGGUGGUAGGCUCUACAGUUUACUGUGAAGCUUGAAGCUUUCAGUGCUUGCAACAAUGGCGACGACUUGUGCUUCUCUCCUCCAUCUUCCUUCCCCAUCUUUCUUUCCUCUUCUCUCUUCCAAAACCAGUCAUUUCUUACACUCUCCUCUGUCUCAACAAUACCCAUAUUCUCAUUCUCUCUACCACAGUACUUUUCCCACUGUUUCUUUCAGCCAAACUCCUCCUCACCAUCUGAUGAGCAAGUAUGGCAAAUGGGUUUUCAAUUCUCUGACUGUAAGGUCCGAAUCCAAACCCAGCAUCAACAGAGAGCCUAUGCUGCCCCCCUACAAUGUUCUUAUUACCGGUUCAACCAAAGGUAUAGGAUAUGCUCUGGCCAAAGAGUUUCUAAAAGCAGGUGACAAUGUUGUAAUCUGCUCAAGAUCAGCAGAUGGUGUGGAAUCAGCUGUCCAACAACUUAGACAAGAAUUUGGGGAGCAGCAUGUGUGGGGUACUCAAUGUGAUGUUAGAGAAGGACAGGAUGUGAAAGAUUUAGUUGCAUUUGCACAAAGAAGCCUCGGAUACAUUGAUAUAUGGGUAUUAAUAAGGUUCAAUUAUAUCUUAUUGCAUCUUGAGAAUAUGCAGAUUAAUAAUGCAGGAUCAAAUGCAUAUAGUUAUAAACCACUGGCAGAGGCUUCAGAUGAAGAUCUCAUUGAAGUUGUUGCUACAAAUUCUCUUGGAUUGAUGAUCUGUUGCCGAGAGGCGAUAAAGAUGAUGUUGAACCAGCCUCGAGGAGGGCAUAUUUUCAACAUUGAUGGAGCUGGUUCAGAUGGAAGACCAACCCCGAGAUUUGCUGCAUAUGGGGCAACAAAACGCAGUGUGGUACAUUUAACCAAAUCAUUACAGAGCUCCCUGAUUUUUCACAGGCAGAAUUGCGGAUGCAAGAUGUCAAAAAUGUUGUUGUGCAUAACCUUUCGCCAGGAAUGGUCACAACUGAUCUUCUCAUGUCUGGUGCAACUACAAAGCAGGCCAAGUUUUUUAUCAAUGUUUUGGCAGAACCAGCUGAAGUGGUUGCGGAGUAUCUCGUUCCAAACAUUCGAUCCAUCCUUGCCAAUGGAUCCACGAAGCCAACUUACAUCCGUUUUCUCACUGGCUUGAAAGCCUACACUCAAAUUUUCUCAAGAAUUGCUUUUGGUGCUAGAAGAAACAGAUAUGUGCCUGAAGAUUGAUUGGGAUGAGAGUAAAUGUAUUCAUUUCUUUUUCUUUCUUUUCAUUGAGAGUUUAAAAUAUAUUUUUUUGUAACAUUAUUUAUCUAAUCUUUGAGUGGCAUUUUUUGAGUUAACAUAUCUAUUAUGCAAAGAGGGCUUGUAGUUAUUUACCUUUUAAGCCAUCAUCAAAUUAUCAGAGGAUUAAGACAUGGAAAUUGGAUGAGUUUAUUUCCAUGAGAUUUGGAGCUUGGAUUCACUUGAUUAUAUGGAAAAAUAAAAUUUCUCUAAUAUUUGCCUUUCA